Molecule: messenger RNA, 4410 nt
Organism: Oreochromis niloticus (Nile tilapia)
Lineage: Eukaryota; Metazoa; Chordata; Actinopteri; Cichliformes; Cichlidae
Product: endothelial zinc finger protein induced by tumor necrosis factor alpha
Exons: 11
Coding region: 265-2724 (819 amino acids)
Biological process (GO): regulation of transcription by RNA polymerase II
Cellular component (GO): nucleus
Molecular function (GO): DNA-binding transcription factor activity, RNA polymerase II-specific; sequence-specific DNA binding
Source: RefSeq, a predicted model, not a curated record
AGUUCACCGUCCGGCCAGCGGCGGCAGCACUGAGUGAGGUUCAGGUGGGACUCACCUGCUGUCUGACUCUUCAUUUUUUUUUUUUUAAAUUCUCUGGUUUUUCUGUUCUCCUGGAGUAGGUGUGAAUGCUCCUGACAGACAGUGUGAGGAUUCACUCCAGCAGGGCGACGACGGCUUCAUGCGGCUCUGCUCAGAGGAAACGAACCAGGCUUCAGAGGCCUGAAGGAGACGCAUCAACACUGAGGAGGAGGAGAGCAUGAGGAGAUGAAUGGAGUGAAGGAGGAGCCUGAGGAAACAGGAAAGGACUGUCAGCAGCUCCCUGCUAAAGGAGCGGGCGUCGUUCCAGGUCUCUCUGUACCAGAUCAACCGGCUUCAGACAGCGCUCACCGGUCAAAGCGCUGCCACCGCUGCUCGGUAUGUGGCCGGGAGUUUUCGCGUCCCUCCCGCCUGGUCGAUCACAUGACGGCCCACACCGGCGAGAAGCCGUACAGCUGCUCGCUGUGCGGCAAACGCUUCACAAAGAAGAUAAAUGUGGCGGUCCACCAGCGGGUUCACACCGGAGAGAAGCCGUAUUCCUGCCCCGACUGUGGCAUCAGCUACGCCCAGCUCAGCUGCCUGCGGCGUCACCGCCUCGGGCACGCCGCAGAGAAACCCCACUGCUGCUCGGUGUGCGGAAGAGGAUUCGUCCAGCGGCGCCACCUCGUCCAGCACGAGCGCACUCACACCGGAGAGAGGCCGUUCCUCUGCUCGCUGUGCCCCAAGAGCUUUGCCUCCAGGACGGGGCUCGUUGACCACCAGAAAACCCACACUGGCCAAAACCUGUACUCCUGCUCCAUCUGUGAGAAGGUUUUCUCCACGGCGUCGUCCUUCAGGGAUCACGUGAGGCUGCACACGGGGCAGCAGCCACACCGCUGCUCGCUGUGCGGCAAGAGCUUCAACAGGCCGGGCCUGCUGAGGAAACACCUGCAGAAGCACGCCGAGCAGAUCCAGGUGGUCAAAGUCGAAGGUGCUCACGGAGAGGGGGAGAUGAAUCUUCACUGCUUCCUGUGUCAGAAGGACUUCUCAUCUGUGGAGAAGCUGCUGCAGCACCGGGAGCUCCACCAGAGGGCGCAGCAGUUCACCUGCGGCGUCUGUGGCCGAGAGUUUGGCCGAGCGUCGCGGCUGAAGGAGCACAUGCGCUCUCACACCGGAGAGAGGCCGUACCAGUGCGACAUCUGCAUGAAGCGCUUCUCCGUGCUCAGAGUGCUGAGGAAGCAUCAGGAGAUCCACAGCAGGGAGGAGUGCAGCGCCGCCACCGCUGACGACCACUCACAGUCUUCGGACCAGCCGAAACCGAGUGAAUCGCUCAGCGGGAUGAAGCUGGAGAACGGGAACAUCGCGAACGCAGACGGAGACUCGGCGACCGAUAAAACCUUUCCUCGACGUCGGUCUGGAUGUUGGCCUCCUCCUGCGUUUCCUACAGCAGGCAGAUUAGCUGGCGGGAGCACCGAUACUGCGAAGGGAAGCUCCUCCCACGGCUGCCUCAGCUGUGGGAGGAGCUUCCCGGGGAUGUCGGCGCUCUUGGAGCACGCCAAGGUCCAUGACUCGGAGAAGCCACACCGCUGCCCGGUAUGCGCCAAGAUCCUCAGCAGCGCGGCCACCCUGCGAGUGCACAGGAAGACCCACAUGGCCGACAAGCCGCACGCCUGCAGCAUCUGCCCGCGGAGCUUCCUGAAGCCCUGCCUGCUGCGCCAGCACAUGAGGACACACAUCAGGGAUGGGCUCAUCGCCAACCCCGCCGACAAGGUGUUCUGGUUCAACAUGAAGAUCGAGAGCGGGAAGGUGGAGGUGGGGAUGAAGAAGAAGAAGAAGGAGGUGGAUGAAGGUGUGAAUGAGCAGACCUCCGCAGGUGUUUUCACCAGAGUCGAGUCCUCUGUCAUCAAACUCCGCCCCACCGAGGGGCGGGGCAAGAGUGAGGAGCGUAAAGAGCCAGACGUAAGCGGACUGAUAAACUCUGAUGGUGAGGAAGAGGACUGGAGGCCAGCGCCCGGCAACCCUGACGGACCCACAGACCCUGACGGACCCACAGACCCUGAUGUACCUUUACACCCUGAUGGAUUCUUAGAUUGCGAUGGGCCCACAAGUCCUCGCGGACCCCCGAACCCACAGGCUGACAGCGGGGCUGAUGGGAAAUCGCGGCACUGCUGCCCCGUCUGUGGGCGUGACUGCUUCAAAGCGUCGGCGCUGCAGAAGCACCUGCGGAUCCACUCGGGUGAGCGUCCCUUUCAGUGCCCCACCUGCAGGAAGAGCUUCAUCCAGCACGUCCACAUGACGGAGCACCAGAGGAUCCACACGGGAGAGAGACCCUACACCUGCAGCAUCUGCAGCAAGAGCUUCACCUUCUCCAGCGCGCUGCGCAGGCACCAGCGUCUGCACACCGACGCCCGGCCGUACCAGUGCCCCGUCUGCCCCAAGACCUUCAAGCAGCGCAGCUCGCUCAAAGAGCACCAGCUGACGCACUCGGGCGUCCGCUACCAGUGCCCACUGUGCAGCAAGAGCUUCAGCCGCGCCCUCGAGCUCACCUACCACGUGGACGUGCACUCGGAGGCUCGGCCGUACUUCUGCGACAUCUGCCAGAAGAACCUGAGCGGAGCCCGAGUCUUCAGGAAGCACAUGAAGAAGCACGAGCUGCAGCCAGCUGGGCUGAGGGAGGCCGGGACCUCCUCGACCAAUGAGAGUCUCUGAAAGAGGCGAGAGAGGGAGGCCCAUGCUGGGGAAACCAGUGUGGACAAAAGUCAGCGAGUAACCAGUGAAACCAGUGUGUGUUCAGCCUCAGAUAUUAGAAGGACUUCAGAGGACGCGCUCGGUUAAAUCUGCCUUAAAGGAAAGUUCUGAGAUGCUGUUAGCCCCGCCUCAGCUCACGCCACUUGCUUUCGUGGACACGGUGCGGAAACAGGAAGGAGCAUGAGCUUUCAGACUGUAUGCUAAGCUAGGCUAACAGCAUCCCAAAGUAACAGAACGAAUCUCCGCCUCCAAACGAGCCGCAGCUCCACGAUCCGGCCGGCUGAUUGGACCACACUGACCCUUUAACCAAAGUGCUUUUGGUGCCUGAACCACAGACACGUGUCCGGAUGUGAACCCUGAACUUGGCCGACAGCUCCUCGUUCUCCUAAAGGUCACGUUUCAAACGAGACGCGUGGUCACGAAGGGUUUUUCAAAUUUUUAGUGCUUGAUGAAUAUUUGGUGCUACAGAUCAGCAGCCCUGGUUCUGAUUUCAUUUCUGUAGAGGUAAAACAGCUAAUAUGUGAAGGUCAAAGGUCAGCCACACAGAGGCCUUUGUGCUGUUGCAGAGUUGGUGAAUUCACCCGAGUCUAACCUAAAAAACUGUCCUUGGUCCAGUUUGUACACCAGGCAUUAAUGAAGUCACCACUUCAUUAAUGCCUCACCUUCACCUGAACCUCGAGUUUGUUUCCGCAGCUCGAGCCGCCACGUGUUCCUGCAGAGCCACAGAUUACGUGGAAGCCCGCCUCCACCACGAUCAGAAAACACUAAAAUACGAGGAAUGAAGUUCAAACAUCGCACAGAAGGAUUGACGAGUGCUGAACGCUCCAACACUUCAUUGCAUCCUGAGGGAAAAUCUGUGGAAAUAUGUCAGUGACAGAAAUAUUCCCGUCACUGUUUUUACAGUAGAAACAUUUCAAAACACAGAAACAACACGACUGAUAUUUUCCUACCAACAGGUGGCAGUACCCCUCUAUGAACUGAAGCUUUAUAUUUACACUCACUGCCCACUUUAUUAGGUACAGCUGCUGAGUUAACAGAGUGAAAAGGAGAAAAUAUGGAGUGAGCAGCAGAUCUCUGGGAGAAAAUGCUUUGUUGGUGCCACAGAUCAGAGGAGAAUGACCUUAGAACUUAUAUAACUCACUAGAACAAAGAUAUGCAGAAGAGCAUCUCUGAACACAUCACACCUGAAGCAGAUGGGCAACAGCAGCAGAUCAAUAUCAGCCACAACAUCCAGGAUCUCUCUGUCGGGGGGCGGGAUGGUUUCUUGGCACGUCCGUGACAAGUUCACGGCCCUCCAAUGGCCUCCACAGUUACCACAUGUCAUGGAUGCAGUCGACAAAUCUGCAGUAACUCUGUGAUGAUGUCACUCCAACACGGACCAGAGUGUCUGAGGAAUGCUUCCAGAACCUCGUCCAAUCUGAGCCAUGAAGAGUUAAAGCUCUGAGGGAGGAAACGGGGUCCAACCCUGUACUGGCAAGGUGUACCUAAUAAAGUGGCUGAUGAGUGUGAUUUAUCUUCUCUUGUUACAGCAGCUCAAGUUAAAUACAACAACAUGUAACUGGGAGCUUAAAUAAGUUGGAUUAUGAGAAUAUGUCCAUAAAUGAAACUGAAAUCUCCGCCAGGUGAGAAUACCUGUGAGAGUUUGUA